Ruditapes philippinarum (Manila clam) is the source of this 732-nucleotide messenger RNA. Its product is annotated as peroxidasin homolog. Gene Ontology annotation, biological process: axon guidance; cell adhesion. The coding region runs from base 61 to 732 and encodes 223 amino acids. The record is from RefSeq and is a predicted model, not a curated record. Gene Ontology annotation, molecular function: protein binding. The transcript is spliced from 3 exons. Gene Ontology annotation, cellular component: plasma membrane. Lineage: Eukaryota; Metazoa; Mollusca; Bivalvia; Venerida; Veneridae.
UCAUAAUCAUAAUUUAUUAUUUCAGUACCAAUUGGAAUCUUGCCUGGUCCAGAUAAGAUAAUGGUAAAACCCAACCGUCAGGCUUUCUUACAUUGUGAAGUGUAUGGUAACCCAAAACCAGCCGUAAGCUGGCAGAAGUCUUCUCAGUCUGAUAUUAGAACCGGUGGCCGGUACGAAAUCUUCAGUAACGGUACCCUGCUCAUUCGCCAGGCCUCAGAAGCAGAUAUAGAUAGUUAUACUUGCACUGCUGAUAAUGGUGUAAUCACACCUGUAUGGAAAACAAUCAAACUUGAACUCAGAGAAAUGUUGGUGGCUAGAAUUGAUAAUGACAAUGGGCGUGUAAUGGAAGGUGGACGUAUAAAACUUACAUGUGAGGGGCGUGGCUACCCAACUCCCACAGUUACAUGGGAGAAGAUGGGACGUCCCCUUCAGACAGGUGGUAAUGUGUUCAUAAGUAGUGAUGGCCAGUUAACAAUCAGGGAUGUGUCAACUAGAGAUACAGGGUCAUACUCAUGCAUUGUCGCAAAUUCAGAGGAAAAGAUUGAAACCUCUACAUCUGUACAAGUUGUACCUAAAGUAAUGCCAGAUGAUAAGUGUGAAGAUAAGACCUCACAGAUGAAAUGUCGCCUGAUUGUCACGGCACGUCUGUGUGGUUAUACCAUGUAUCCUAAAGUGUGCUGCGCUAGUUGCAGACGACACUUUAAUGGAGAAUUACUCUUCAAAGACUUAUGA